Bombus terrestris (buff-tailed bumblebee) is the source of this 2850-nucleotide messenger RNA. RefSeq names its product putative zinc metalloproteinase YIL108W. The transcript is spliced from 3 exons. NCBI's taxonomy places the organism in Eukaryota, Metazoa, Arthropoda, Insecta, Hymenoptera, Apidae. The record is from RefSeq and is a predicted model, not a curated record. Bases 141 to 1886 code for a protein of 581 amino acids.
CGCCGUCCGCCGUCGUCCCGGCGCCACAGUCUUUCUCUCCGUAUGUACGGAGCCGGCUGAAGCUGAUCGUUCAGCACGUACCUUCUUCCCUUUCAUUUUUAACGUGUACGUCUACUCUAUUUCUACACACUUCUUUUACGAUGGUACUUCCAGACACGAAUCUGACAAAUCUUCUUCGUGAGCAGCAACAUCAGCAGCAACGGCAGCAAGAACAACAACGGUGUCAGCAUAAAUGUUAUUACGAAGGUAAUAGACAAUUUCCAUUAGAACGGGAGAACCGACAAUGCAAAUCCACGGAAAAUGAGAAUUCAGAAGAGAUAUCGAUAACGAACGUUACGGAUGGAGAGAGCUUAUGUUAUAGUUUAGCUCUGAUACGAGGUCGCACGUCGAUGGCGUAUAGCUUCAUCACCGUACGAAAUGAAAAUAAUCAAAGUUCCGAGUGGCCAAUCGUAUCUGGUGAAUUUCGUGUAAUAGUAGAAUUGACACGAGGUCCGAACAGGUUGGAAUUAGAAGUGGCGGGCCAAAAAAAGGGACUAGUUCUAAUUCACGAGCCGAGAACGACGAGACUGCGUGUAACUCCUGUCUACGUGGUUUGUUUUGGACACGAUGGAUAUUUCCAAGGUCCACAAGGAGAAGACCAGUCGCCGGAAAGUGCGACGAUAAGGAUAGGUCUCGGUGCCCGACUUUUACAAACUCUCACCGCCGAGAAGUUAAGGGAGGCGGGUUACGGAAGGAAAACGUUUCAACUGGAACGAGACUUGGGUGGUAUGGAAUGCUUGAUAAUGCACAGCAUGCUCGACGUCGAUCAGGCACGUGCAAUGAAUCAGCGCGAACUUUGGAAAUUCAUUGCGCGAGAAUUAAUGACCGGUCCCUUGGCAUCGGAAGAUCGCAAAUAUCUUGCGUUUCUUUCCUGUACCAGAUAUCGAGGCGCGCCAAAUCCACGCACUCGCGAAGAUAUUCUCGCGAGGACGCAAGGACACGCCGCGCUCGGUGGAGGUGGAUUAGCGUUAUUCGGUUCGGCAUGUCUUCAUACAUGGCCUACCUGCAUGGCGCAAAUAUUGCCUAGAUUCCUCGACGCUACGGUCAUCGAUACCGAACAAUUGAUGGAUGACAGUAAUUACCGCGGUACGCACGGUGGCUGCUUCGCCACGACUCUUGGCUCGGUUCUCCACGAAUUAGGACACACUUUUGAUCUCGGACAUACUCAUGAAGGCAUAAUGGGCCGCGGAUUCGAUUACGUCGAUCGUGUCUUUGUUGGAGCGGCUGGGAUCGAUUUCAAUCGCAACCCCGUUUUACGAAGAGAUCCUCAACACACAACGAUCGCACUGAGUAGACCGCUCAGCGUGACAGUCACGAUACAAGAACCAUACGCUAUGUUAGGGAGUCCUCGAAGAAAUCGCUUACUUUCCGAAUCGUCCCGUCCUUCGUCUUCUCAAAACCCUUCCCAAUUACUUGGCAGGCUAUCCGCACCCGCUAGUCCUGAAUUAAACAGAUCCUUUUCCAAGAGUCUGAUGCAACCUGCAUCGGAACAAACCUCUUCCAAUUUGCAAACUGAUCGUACAUUUUGGUCACCAUCCUGCGCAGCGUUUCUUGCUUAUCAUCGAUGGUUCAACAACGAAAUGGACAACGUUUUCAACCGACCUUUCCACGACAUCGAGUACGAUGGGAAAAGAAACGUCGUAAGAUCACGCUUCGGAGUACGAGUAAUAGAGCUCAGAAAAACAUCUGGUGGAAUGGUAGUUGGUUCUAAACAGUUUCCAGGCUCUCGACCACCUCUGGAGGCGUUAGUUCCACCAGCUCCAUCUCAUUGUCUUACCGCACUGACUCUCGUCGCUGAAGAUUCGACUGGCAAUGUUCUCAAAUAUCCACUUCCAACGGCGUUUUAAACUUUCCAAGGUUAUUGUCAUUUUGCCACGAUUUUAUAUCUUGAAAGCGGGAAUAUAGCCAAUGUCGAACGAUAAAAAUCGACGCCGUUGAAUCAACGUCCUAUGUUUUUAUAAUCUUCGCAUAGCGAGUAAGCACGAUUAAUAUUAAUAAUAAUGCUUCGUCGCUAAUGCUAAUUCGAACGAAGAUAACUUCAAGCUCAAUAUGUAUUUGCUUACUAAUUAAUUAUUGAUAUUUCCUACGAGCUUGUUUCUCUAAUGCGCUAUAUUUGAAGAGAAAUUUUUCCCAGUUUUAUCGGUUUUUGUGAAAACUGUAACAGUAAAGCUUUCCGUAUUGGACUCGAAAAACCUUAUUGCCCUGUGUACGCUAUUUAUAACAAAAUAAAAUCAUAGAGAGACACAAAGAGAAAGAUAGAUAGAUAGAUAGAUAGAUAGAUAGAUAGAGAAAGAGAGCGUGUGUGCGUGCAUGUGUUUAAACAUGGAAGGAGAAAAUGAGAAUUUCAUACGUCAUACAAUGUUAUUAACUACAUACUUCAUUUCAUUAAAUUCUAACAUAUUUUGUAAAUACUAUAGAGUUUUGUAGCAACUAUUGAUACAUUGUAUUUGAUAAAGAAAUACAUAUAUUGUGCAUUGACAUUUCUAUGUACGAAUGUGUGAACGAAUGUAUACAAUAACACUACAGAAGGAACGAAUGCUAUAAAACCAGAAUCUCUAUUUCUUAUUGCCGAAAAUACGAUAAAAUUGUGAAAUUGCCACGUAUAGGUAUGUAUAGUUUAAUAACUACGAAUUUAGUUUGAUAUAUUUACAAUCAAGAAAUAACAUUAAUAUCCGACAUAUUCUACAAACAUUGGGUUACUUACAUGAUAGUAACUAGGAUGCCUUAUGGACGAUAAUAAUUUGUAGACAUAGCUAAUAUGAAAUUGCGAAACGACUAAUAAACUUGUAAAAAUAAUUUUGAAAAAAAUAA